Molecule: messenger RNA, 2926 nt
Organism: Oncorhynchus tshawytscha (Chinook salmon)
Lineage: Eukaryota; Metazoa; Chordata; Actinopteri; Salmoniformes; Salmonidae
Gene: nags
Product: N-acetylglutamate synthase
Exons: 8
Coding region: 245-1813 (522 amino acids)
Biological process (GO): L-arginine biosynthetic process
Cellular component (GO): mitochondrial matrix
Molecular function (GO): L-glutamate N-acetyltransferase activity, acting on acetyl-CoA as donor; arginine binding
Source: RefSeq, a predicted model, not a curated record
CCGUCACAACUGGAGUUGGAGUGAACCUAGAACGGACCCUCUUUUUAUGAAGCUGAGUGGUGUCUAUGGCAACCACUUUGGCGAGAGUAACCACACCUUUUGAGUACCGUCCUUCCGUCGUCUACACUAGUUAAAUCCCUCUGCCUGAAUCCUGUCUGUCAGUUAUAGUUUUAGGCGUGUUGGAGGUGUAGAACCAGUUUAGUUACUUAGCUAGUUAUAAAACGACCUGUAUUAGCCAGCAAACAUGGCUAAAGUCAACAGUGGUACCUCCAGUUGCAGAGUCAUGGUAAUGGCUGGUAAAUACUUGACGACCCCCUCACCGGGGCUUGUCCCGAGCACAUGUCACCGGCGAAUGUUAAAACUUCAGCGACGCUUGGCGAGUUCAAAGGCGGCCGGCCAGGGAGGCAAAACCCCGGCGUUGGCCCAGCAAGAGUUCCCUAACUCUUUCUCAGCCUCUGACCGCUACGUUCUGUCAAACCGCACGUUAAUUUAUCGGGAUGUGAAAGCGUUUCUCAAUGAAAUUGGCGGAGACCCUCGAGAAGCUCGGUACUGGUUGACCCAAUUUCAGAGAGCCAGUUUGGCACAAGCGCCAGCAUUUGCAGUGCUCGAGGUGGACAAAUCUGUAUUCGAGAGCCGAGAGAUGCUGCAGAGUCUGGCGUUUGGGCUCUCGUUCCUGCAGCGGAUGGACAUGAAGCCAGUCGUGGUGAUGGGACUGUCACGGCCUGAGGAUGACGACGCUCCAGACGGGUUUACUUCCAACUCCAGGGCUGAUAUCGUUCAGCGGUGCCAGACCCUAACAGAGGUCCUACAGCACCACUCAGCCAGUGUCAUACCUUUCUUCAGUGCAGAGGCCUUGCUGCUGGUGCAGGAUCCACCCCAAGGAAGCAGUGCAGGGUCCUCCAUUGCAGUGGACAAAGGUCUGCUCCAGUGGAGCCUGGACUGCGGGGCCAUCCCCCUAGUGUGCCCUGUGGGGCGGGACACCAUGGGCCGCUCGGUGGCCCUGGACUCGGUGAAUGUCACGGCCUCCAUCUCCAAGGUCCUGCAGCCACUCAAAGUCAUGUUCCUCAACAGCUGGGGAGGCCUCUGCAAUCAGAGUCACAAGGUGCUGGAUCUAGUGUCUCUGCCCGGUGAUCUUCCCAGUCUGUCGGGGGCGCCGUGGCUGAGCUUGGCCGAGCGUCGGAGGGUGGGCACCAUCGCCCAGCUCCUGAACCAGCUUCCCUGCGAGUCCUCUGCAGUUAUCACCUCUGCCAGCACAAUGCUCACAGAGCUGUUCAGCCACAAGGGUUCUGGUACACUGUUCAAGAAUGGAGACCCCAUUCACAAGUACAGCACUCUGGAUGACAUAGACCUAGACCGCCUACUGGCCCUGAUAAACAAGUCUUUCGAAAAGAACCUGAGGGAGGACUACAUUGAGUCACUCAAAGGCCGCCUCCACUCCAUCUACCUCUCUGAAGGGUACAGUGCAGCAGCCAUCAUCACCAGGGAGCCUCUGAGCAGCGAUACGCCCUAUCUGGACAAGUUUGUGGUGAGCAGCAGCAAGCAGGGUGAGGGCACCAGCCAGAUCCUGUGGGAGUGUAUCAGGCAGGACCUGGGCAAGCUCUUCUGGAGGUCCCGCGCCACCAACCGCAUCAACCCCUGGUACUUCAAGCAUUGCGACGGAAGCUUUGUCAACGGCAGCUGGAUUGUAUUUUGGUUCGGUCUCUCAGACAUCAGGGAGUCGUACCAGCUAGUAGAGUAUGCCAAACGCGUUCCAGACUCCUUCCACGAUCCGAUAAUGGGGGGAGCCCCCCAGCAGCCACCCCCAGGAUCCUGAAUGAACUCUCCCAACAUUCCUCUUCCAAGCCUAAAUAAAUGGUUGCAGAACACCAUGCUAAAAUAAGCAGUUCCUCCCAUUGAGAAAAACUGUUUUGUGGUAAAUUUGAUGUGGUAUUGCUUGGUGGCUUGGUGCAGUAGGUCAUUGUUUUGAGUGCCAGAGAGCAUCUUGGGUUAGACUGCGGUGGUUAUAUUUGGAUCUGGCAGAAUUGCAGUAAGCUUGCCUUCAGCACUCUGGCUGCUGAAGGUUUGUUUGGUGGAAAAGGUUGUACAUUUAGUCUGGAUUCACCCCCCCUCAUGUAGUUGAUUUCACUACUGUGCUUGGGCCAAAUCCCAAAUUGAGGUACAUGCUCAAAACUCACACUCUGUGCACCUUGCAUUGAUGUCAUUGGGGGAUAUGUGAGUGUUGAAGGCAGAUCUCAAGUUAUGAUUUGGCCCUUAGAAAGCCCUGAAGCAAAAUCUAAUUUAAGAAAUACAUGAUGAGAGAUUAAUGUCUUCUGGAGUUUAUAGAGUGGCUUCCCUUUUUCGUCUUGGAGCUUUUUAAAAACAUUUUUUUUUUACAUUUCAGAAAUAUGUUUCAAAUACAAACAUUUCAAGAUCGUGCUAUAAGAGACUUGUGCCAAUGUUUACAUUUCAAAGGGUAUUUCUUCAGUGUAUAUCCAGAAUCCGGUCACUUUCAUGCUGGAUUAACCACAGUGGUCAAUGCCAGUAUCAUUUUUUUUUUUACACUUUUGUCUUAACUCUACAACAAAUGUGAAGUUUACAUUUUUGUGACAUUUUUUUUACUUGAAUCUCAAGAAUUUCAAAUAGACUCAAUGCUGGUUUUGGAGUUACGGUAGUCCAUUCAAGGACCAAGGUAAUCUAAAAAAUGCAGCUAGCCUUUUACAUGGCUGACCUCCACUGUUAAAUGCACAAAAGAUUGCCAAUCAAAUUAACUGACUUAAAAUGGGCAUGAUUUUAGUCAUCUGGGGGACAAAAAACAGUAAUUGACUUCAUACAUUCUGGAGGUUUACAACAUGCAUAUUUUGAACAAUAGUUGAAAUGUAUAAAAAUGAUCAGCCAUUAGUUCAACAUGUAAUUUUACAUGGAAUUAAAGUUUACAUUUUGAAACACA